Molecule: messenger RNA, 1162 nt
Organism: Hydractinia symbiolongicarpus
Lineage: Eukaryota; Metazoa; Cnidaria; Hydrozoa; Anthoathecata; Hydractiniidae
Product: conjugated bile acid hydrolase-like
Exons: 2
Coding region: 95-673 (192 amino acids)
Source: RefSeq, a predicted model, not a curated record
UCCCCGUUAAGUCAUUCAUAAGAGUACUUUAUAAAAGUUCCACAGCUGGAUUAUCAUUAAUAUUAUUGUUACUUUAGGUUUAUCUGUUUCAUCGAUGUUACUAAAUGGUUACACAAAAUAUGAUGAUGUCAACGUUAACAAAUGUACUUCUUUAGUUUCAAAUGUGGAGUUGGUCGGAUAUAUUCUUGGAACAUAUAGCUCUGCGAGAGAAGUAUGGAAAGCCAUAAAAAACGAUUCAUUCCCAAGGGUAUUUAGUCCGCCGCUUCAAGGAAUAAAGUUGGAUCUAUACUACAGUAUUAUUGACUCCACUGGAGAAGCCUAUGUGCUGGAAUAUCUUAAUGAAGGGCGAAGAAUCCAUAAAAAUAUUUUGCAGGUGGCCACCAACUCUCCUCCUUAUCAGUUUCACUUGUUGAAUAUGAAGAACUACGUUCAUUUAUCGAGAUUUUCCAAACCAAACUUAAAGUUAGGAAAGGUGACAAUAAGUGGAACAGAUGUUGGUAAUGGUUUGCUUGGUGUACCCGGGGAUUUUACUCCACCGUCAAGAUUUGUACGGACGGCGGCAAUGAUACACUUCGCCAACACCAAGGAUGACGGCGAAGGUGCAGCUAAGUUAGCAUUUCACGUUCUAAAUGCUGUGGAUAUUCCCAAAGGUAAGAAUCACCUUUUCUAUUAAUUAAAAAGUGACAAACAUUGUCUUAGAACGUCAGCAUCAGAAAAUAAUUCCUUUUGGGAAUUUUUGCUUUUAGGAGUGGCUCUUGUUAAUCCCCCGCCUGCUGUUGGUUUGUAUGGUUAUACUCAAUGGGUUGUGGUGAAAGAUUUAAAAAACCUGAUCUUUUAUGUUCGUUCUUACGACGAUCAAUCCAUUAGAAUGGUACCUAUGAAAUCAAUUCAUCCCAGAAAGAAGGGUAAAAUGCCAGUUGAGAGAGGGUUUAGAAAAUUUAUUCGAAACAUAACAUCGAGUUUGUACAGUCGAGCAGGAACUGUGAUGAUAUAAAUAACUUUUUCUGCACACGUCAAAGAUUACUAGUUACCAUUGAUUUUAAACAGAGAUUCUUUGCUUCCACGAAACUGUUUAUAUUUUUUUUAGCUAUGUGCAAUUGUAAACGUUAACUUUUGUAGUAGAACUAGUAACUUGGUCCUAGUUAUUAUUUGCAUGGAGUUU